AUGGCUGCGACAAGCAAACAAUGGGUGGUUGAGAACAUGGACAAUGGCUUCGAUGGACUGGUCUAUAAGGAAGCCUCGAUCCCACAAAUAGGAGAGAGUGAGGUGUUGGUGAAGCUUCAGGCAGCUUCGCUGAACUAUCGUGAUUUGAUUAUUCCCAAGGGCAUGUACCCAUUCCCGACCAAGCUUCCCGUUGUCCCCGCAUCGGACGGCGCGGGCGAGGUCGUUGGGGUCGGAUCCAAGGUGACCGAGUUCAAGAAGGGCGAUAAAGUAGCGACGCUCUUCAACCAAGGUCAUCAGUAUGGUCCAAUCGACAUUCCUGCCACACAAACCGGUCUGGGUGGUGUGAUCGACGGCACGCUUCGCGAAUAUGGUAUUUUCGCCGAGAAAGGUCUUGUCAAGGCCGCGAAGAACCUCUCCGCGAUUGAAAACAGUACUCUUACGUGUGCUGCAUUGACUAGCUGGAAUGCCCUGUAUGGCUUGAAGCCUCUGAAGCCGGGUCAAUAUGUCCUGGUGCAAGGCACAGGUGGUGUCAGCAUGUUCGGCUUGCAGUUCGCUAAGGCCGCCGGUGCGACCGUGAUCGCGACCACAUCCUCUGCAUCAAAGGCUGAGAAGUUGAAGCAGCUGGGUGCGGACCACAUCAUCAACUACAAGGAGGAUGAGAAUUGGGGUGAGACUGCUAAGAAGUUGACCGCCGACGGUGCUGGUGUGGAUCAUAUCAUCGAGGUUGGUGGUUCGGGAACGCUCAAGCAGAGCUUCAAAGCCAUCAAAUAUGAGGGAGUGAUCAGUGUGAUUGGAUUCCUCGGUGGUGUCGACCCGAAGACCCAGCCUAGUGUUGUAGACACCUUGGGCCACAUUUGCACCGUUCGUGGUGUGUACGUUGGUAGCAAGGAAUUGAUGAGAGACAUGAUUCGUGCCAUUGAGGCCAACGACAUCCAUCCCGUUGUGGAUGAGAAGGUGUUUGGUCUUGACGAGGCUCGGGAGGCGUACGACUACAUGUGGGCCCAGAAGCACUUCGGAAAGCUAGCUAUUAAGAUCAACUAA
This is a messenger RNA of Penicillium longicatenatum, 1041 nucleotides long. Its product is annotated as zinc-dependent alcohol dehydrogenase family protein. The record is from RefSeq and is a predicted model, not a curated record. Gene Ontology annotation, molecular function: oxidoreductase activity. The transcript has 4 exons. The coding region runs from base 1 to 1041 and encodes 346 amino acids. Lineage: Eukaryota; Fungi; Ascomycota; Eurotiomycetes; Eurotiales; Aspergillaceae.